UCUCUAAAAAGUAGUAUCUCCUGCUUCCAAAAAGACUGGGGAAACUGCUUCCACUGCUCUGUUGCAGUAGUGAGUGACAAGUCCCACUGAUGACAAAUUGGUGUGAGGUCACACAGACUUUGUGUGAGUUAAAAAAAAGGAAAUAUUUUUCUCUCUUUAAACUUAUGUCCAUAACUUAAUGUGACUUUUCUUGAAGAUAUCCUCUUCACAAUGGCCUUUGAGGAGCUCCUGAACGAAGUUGGUGGUUUGGGGAAAUUCCAGAUCCUUCAGAUGGUUCUAACCCUUCCUUGUCUCAUGUUAACAAUUUGUCAAAUUCUGUUGGAGAAUUUCACUGCAGCCAUUCCUGCUCAUCGCUGCUGGGUCCACAUCCUUGAUAAUGACACUGUCUCUGAUAACGAUACAGGGACUCUCAGCCCUGAUGUUCUCCUGAGAAUCUCCAUCCCCCUGGACUCAAACUUGAAACCUGAGAAAUGUCAUCGCUUCCUCCACCCCCAGUGGCAGCUCCUUCACCUGAAUGGAACCUUCCCCAAUGUGACUGACCUGGACACGGAGCCCUGUGUGGACGGCUGGGUGUAUGACCGAAGCUCCUUCUCCUCCACAAUCGUGACUGAGUGGGACCUCGUAUGUGAUUAUCAGUCACAGAAACCAUUGGUUCAAUUUGCAUUCAUGGCUGGAAUGCUGCUGGGAGGCUUCAUAUAUGGCUGUCUCUCAGACAGGUGCGUGUCUCCAAAUUAUUGCUGCCCUUCCUCUGUGGUGUUUUCAUGGUUUAUGAUUCCUGUCAUGACGCAGCAUAAAUGA
Molecule: messenger RNA, 798 nt
Organism: Sus scrofa (pig)
Lineage: Eukaryota; Metazoa; Chordata; Mammalia; Artiodactyla; Suidae
Source: RefSeq, a predicted model, not a curated record